This is a messenger RNA of Bombyx mandarina (wild silkworm), 3448 nucleotides long. RefSeq names its product 23 kDa integral membrane protein. The record is from RefSeq and is a predicted model, not a curated record. NCBI's taxonomy places the organism in Eukaryota, Metazoa, Arthropoda, Insecta, Lepidoptera, Bombycidae. Gene Ontology annotation, cellular component: plasma membrane.
AGAGGCCCUCACUUCCUGAGUUCACCUGCUGUACGCCGGUCUUUUCACAAUUUCAGGCAGCAAAGGACUAAAGAUGAAACCUCGCUCUAUACGCUGCAUGAAGUUUUUUCUGACGCUCUUCAAUGUGAUUUGCAUCGUCUUUGGUUUGAUUUUGAUGGCCAUUUGCGUCAUUAAUAUGCGCGACAAGAAGAAUCGUCCGGAUCAACAAUCGGCUUUGUCAAGAGGUGUGCUGUCAUUCCUCUUAACUCUUGGUUUCUGUUUGGCUGUAACUGGUGUUUUGGGCUGCGUCGGUGCUUUGAGAGAGCACGUUAAAGUUCUUUAUGUGCAUGCUUGCUUCUUCAUAUUCCUGGUAUCAGUCGAGCUGGUGGUAGGAGUCGGAGGAGCGGUCCUCAGCGCUUGGGUCGGCGGGAGCAACGAACUACGAAUGCAAUUUUACAAAAACGCUACCGUGGAAGACGAAGUAUCGAAACAUCACAAUUUCUGGGACAGCUUACAGUCCGAGAAUAAAUGUUGUGGCGUGGACGGUCCCCAAGAUUACGCCAUACUGCAUCGAGACAUUCCGGCCUCAUGCUGCGCCAGAGCCUAUCCUCUCCGCGAGGGUGGAGCCCGUCGUCAUUUGUACGCUACCUGUAUUUCCGAAAGGACAUACUACAAGGCAGGUUGCGAAGAGGCUCUCCGACAGAAGAAAACCAUGAAAGGGAACAUUUUUAUUAGUACAGGAAUCGUUUUCGCUUUAUUGGAGAUAUUCUGCAUUGUCUUGGCUUUGUGGAUGGCUAGAACUAUAAGAGUCGAACGUCGGAAGCUACAACAAAAUUUACAAGCACAUUUCGAAACAUAAAACUGGUCUUGUUCAGUCCAUACUACGUUGUCACAAUAUUCAAUUUUUUAUGAUUAAAGGGAGUUUUAGCUGUUAAUGGAAAAGUGCUUAGGCGUUUAUUCGCAUGCAUACUCACACGCUAUUGUUUUUAGGAAUACAUUUUUGUUGUUUGCCAAUGGUAUUGGUGUCAACUCUAUUCAUAGUGUAUUCUAUUUUGGUCUGCCAUACGGUAGUUUAAUGUUAUCUAGCUUCAAAGCCUCACUCACUAUCUUUGUGUGAUUCGUAGAAUAAGACACUUAUAUUAAAAUUCGAUUCCCUAUUAUCUUUUAAUUAAUAUUAUUGCAUUUAAGGUUUUUAGAAUUUAGAAGACUGUCAGAUUUGGAAUGUAAGGAAUUUUCACGUGUUCACAUGUCUUUCAAGGAAAUUUUAUUAAGCAUCAUUUUAUGAGGUUGUUAGAUUUCAUUCUUAUUACUAAGUAAGAUUAAUUUGAUAAAAUAUACCACGUUACCAACGAAGAGUUAGAACUUUAUUUUCACCAUUUAAGCCUACAAUGUAGAAAUGGUAAUUGCACAGCGUGACGUUUUGUUAUUUUUUGAUUUUGCUGUCAUCUUUUGACAACAAAAUUCCCUUCAUUGGGAAUAGUAGUAAUACUUUGGGUUUUGAUAAAUCAGGAUAUGAAUUGGUGAAAGCGUCACUCUUUCCCAUUUUUAUUUGAGUCACUCUUAUAAGAAGGUGAUUUAUCACCUUUUUACAAGAGUGACUCAAAUAAAAAUGGGAAUUGGAGAAAUGUCGACAAAUUCUUUAACAAUGAAAUGUUUGUAGUUGAGUUUAUCAGUUAAGUUCACAGAAUUCUAUUCACGACCACUCUUAUCGUAUGCGUACGAGUUCUUCAACUAGUUUCUUUGAUCAUUCGAUAAAAUUAAGAUUAGAUCUUGCAAUCAUUCCCAUUUUAAAAUUAGAAAAAAAAAAUAGUUAAGUUUGGCCGGUACGUAGAGAGAUGUAAAUGUUUUAUGUUGUAGUUUUUAUUGUUUUAUUUGUAUUUUUUUUAAUAUAUUCCGUUCAUCUAGAAAGUCUUAUAAAUCCUUCAUAAUUUUCGCCAUUUCACUGACACGAUUAUCGAAGUUUCAUAAAAUAUUUAAGAUUUUUUGGGGUAAUAAUUCGGCUAUGUCACUUUUUCAUCAGUUGAAAGUUCAAGCAAAUGAAGAUUACUUUUAGAUAGCGAUAAAAUAACUAAAUGUUACACAAAUACCACUAGCUAAUGACUGUGAUAUAAAAGUAGAGAUUUAUUUUGCUCUUAAAUUCAGCUGAAAUUGGGUCCAAUUAAUUUUAAGGUGUCAUUACAGGGCGAUACCAUACUUACAAUACGGUACAGUACAGUUGAGUGCAGUAGUGGUACCCUAUAUUGCAGUUAGAAAUAGUUUAAUGAAGCACUGGGUCCAAUUAAUUUUAAGGUGUCAUUACUGGGCGAUACCAUACUUACAAUACGGUACGGUACAGUUGAGUGCAGUAGUGGUAUUGCAGUUAAAAAUAGUUUAAUGAAGCACUGGGUCCAAUUAAUUUUAAGGUGUCCUUACUGGGUGAUACCAUACUUACAAUACGGUACAGUACAGUUGAGUGCAGUAGUGGUACCCUAUAUUGCAGUUAGAAAAAGUAUAAUGAAGCACAGAAUACUAUUUUUAUUCUAUUGCUAAUGUUCGCUUGUUUUACUUUAUAAUUGUUUUAUGAAAAUUAAGGCACUUUUUCGAAUGAGUCUGUUUUAAUGAAACUAAUUUUUUAAUAUUUCUAAUUAUAAAUAAGGUCUUCUGAUUUCUAUAGUUGUGUGUUAGUGCUAUUCAACAGCGUAUACUUUUUUGGAUAGUAGCGGAGGUAAAUUUCCAAGUGUAAAAGUAAGUUAGGAUCUAUUAUUAUACUUUAAAUUAUUAUGCCAGCGUUAAAUAAUUUGUUGAGAUACGCCCGAAGCGUGAGGUUGAAGUCUUAAUUGUGUAGUAAAAAGGACCGUAUCAAUUAUAAAAUUAGAAGCUAGUUUUCUCUGUAGCCGGCGUGAUUUUCUGCGGCUAGACUAAAAGUUGGUUUGCCUUAGCAGCACCGAUUGUACGAAUUAUUAUGCAGGUUAUUUAUUACACGAUGUCAUUUCUUCAUCGCUUAAGAAGCACAUUCACUCACAUAAUCUAAGUUAGAGACGCUAUAGUUGGAGCUCAUCGAUUGUAGUACCAUCAGUCCAGGGUGGAACGCAGUGUCAGAAUGAGCACCAUUAAGCCUUAAUUCUCAUUGAGCUUUAGCCGGCUUCUAAUGAAGAUUUUGAACAUAUUCAUUGAAGAUCUGAUUAGUGUUUCAUCAAUAUAUCUCUAUCUAUCUCUAUCUCUUUAAUUUGAACAUGUAGAAUUAAGUGAUAAUUAUAAAAUGCGCUGCUAUUAAAUUAAGCUUAGUGGUUUGAUUAAAAGUUCACGAUUAAUAGUUUUAACAGUCUUAAGUUAUAUAAGAUUUUGCUGUCAAAAAUGUAUGUAUUGAAUUGUAAUAAUACUCAUAAAUUGUUGACAAUAUUUUAUGUCCCAACCAUGCUGUCAAGCUUAAGCACGUGUAUGGUAUGAUUUAAAGAUUACUCAUAAUUUCUUUUAAAGGUUGCUAUGAAAA